AUGAGAAAAUCUCACAGGUGAGCGAGAUCACCUUAUCGGAGAUAAGAGUCGACAAAAUUGAGGAUUCUCCUUCUCGCGGGCGAUCGCCAUGGAUUUGUCUCUUCUCCGUCCGCAGCCAUUCCUAUCGCCAUUCUCAAAUCCAUUUCCUCGGUCGCGUCCCUACAAGCCUCUCAACCUCCGUUGCUCCGUAUCCGGUGGAUCCGUCGUCGGCUCUUCUACAAUCGAAGGCGGAGGAGGAGGUAAAACCGUCACGGCGGACUGCGUGAUCGUCGGCGGAGGAAUCAGCGGCCUGUGCAUUGCGCAAGCGCUCGUGACGAAGCACCCAGACGCUGCAAAGAAUGUGAUGGUGACGGAGGCGAAGGACCGUGUGGGAGGGAAUAUCAUCACGCGAGAGGAGCAAGGGUUUCUAUGGGAAGAAGGUCCCAACAGCUUUCAGCCGUCUGAUCCUAUGCUCACUAUGGUGGUAGAUAGUGGUUUGAAAGAUGAUCUAGUCUUGGGAGAUCCUACUGCUCCGAGGUUUGUGUUGUGGAAUGGGAAGCUGAGGCCGGUUCCGUCGAAGCUAACUGACUUGCCUUUCUUUGACUUGAUGAGUAUUGGAGGGAAGAUUAGAGCUGGGUUUGGUGCCAUUGGUAUUCGACCUUCACCUCCGGGUCGUGAGGAAUCAGUGGAAGAGUUUGUAAGGCGUAAUCUUGGUGAUGAGGUUUUUGAGCGCUUGAUUGAACCCUUUUGCUCAGGUGUUUAUGCGGGAGAUCCUGCGAAACUGAGUAUGAAAGCAGCUUUUGGGAAGGUUUGGAAGCUAGAGGAGAAUGGUGGGAGCAUCAUUGGUGGUGCUUUUAAGGCAAUUCAAGCGAAAAAUAAAGCUCCCAAGACAACCCGAGAUCCGCGUCUGCCAAAGCCAAAGGGCCAAACUGUUGGUUCUUUCAGGAAAGGACUCACAAUGCUGCCAGAGGCAAUCUCCGCAAGGUUGGGUGACAAGGUGAAAGUUUCUUGGAAGCUCUCAAGUAUCACUAAGCUGGCCAGCGGAGAAUAUAGCUUAACUUACGAAACUCCGGAGGGUAUAGUCACUGUACAGAGCAAAAGUGUAGUGAUGACUGUGCCAUCUCAUGUUGCUAGUAGUCUCUUGCGCCCUCUCUCUGAUUCUGCAGCUGAAGCGCUCUCAAAACUCUACUAUCCGCCAGUUGCAGCCGUAUCCAUCUCAUACGCGAAAGAAGCAAUCCGAAGCGAAUGCUUAAUAGAUGGUGAACUAAAAGGGUUCGGCCAGUUGCAUCCACGCACGCAAAAAGUGGAAACUCUUGGAACAAUAUACAGUUCAUCGCUCUUUCCCAACCGAGCACCGCCUGGAAGAGUAUUGCUAUUGAACUACAUCGGUGGAGCUACCAACACUGGGAUCUUAUCAAAGUCGGAAGGUGAGUUAGUGGAAGCAGUAGAUAGAGACUUGAGGAAGAUGCUGAUAAAGCCAAGCUCGACCGAUCCACUUGUACUUGGAGUAAAAGUAUGGCCUCAAGCCAUUCCUCAGUUUCUGAUAGGUCACAUUGAUUUGGUAGACGCUGCGAAAGCAUCUCUCUCGUCGUCUGGUCAUGAGGGCUUAUUCUUGGGUGGAAAUUACGUUGCCGGUGUAGCAUUGGGUCGGUGUGUGGAAGGUGCUUAUGAAACUGCAACCCAAGUGAAUGAUUUCAUGUCAAGGUAUGCUUACAAGUAAUGUAACGCAGCAACGAUUUGAUACUAAGUAGUAGAUUUUGCAGUUUUGACUUUAAGAACACUCUGUUUGUGAAAAAUUCAAGUCUGUGAUUGAGUAAAUUUAUGUAUUAUUACUA
Molecule: messenger RNA, 1814 nt
Organism: Brassica rapa (field mustard)
Lineage: Eukaryota; Viridiplantae; Streptophyta; Magnoliopsida; Brassicales; Brassicaceae
Product: protoporphyrinogen oxidase 1, chloroplastic
Biological process (GO): porphyrin-containing compound biosynthetic process
Cellular component (GO): chloroplast thylakoid
Molecular function (GO): protoporphyrinogen oxidase activity, oxygen as acceptor
Source: RefSeq, a predicted model, not a curated record